AUGCGUCACGUUCCCCGCUGGACAAUGUUCAACGACUCUUAUCAGAGGAAUGAGGUUGAGCUUUGGCGCCGGUGGAUCCCCCAACUCAGCACCUCAGAGUCUGCUAUAAGGCACGCUGCCAUCGCUGUUGGAUCUCUACUGCUGAAGCAUGACGCUUCGGCUGCAACGCCAAGCUCUCUUAUUGUGUCAAGGGGCGCUACGGAUUCGUUCGCGAUUCAUCACUAUCAAGAAGCAAUCCGGUCGACAUUGCAGUUGAUACAGUCUGGUAAGGGAGAUGCAAACCUGGCGGGAAUAACAUGUCUUCUUUUCUUCUCCAUUGAAGCCCUACAAGGACAUGAAUAUGAAGCAUUACAGCUAUUUGAACGCGGCGGCCCAACUCAUCUCGUGCCGAGCACCAAAUCAGGCAACUCGAUUAAAAAUGCCUUAGCAGACGCGUUUUCACAGCUCUCUGUUCAAUGGUCAAUGUUUGAAGGUUCAUUUGUGGUAGCGCACAAGAAUAGUGCGCAACUUGAUGGAGAAAUCCUUACUUCAGGACAGGCUCAGAAAGAGUUAACAAGUUUGAUACUUCAGGCGUUUAAUGUCGCAGCAGAGGGCCUGCAGUUGAAAUGGAUGCCGCGGUUGCCACCAGAAGACCCAGGGGGAAAUCGUGAUGGCCUUUUCGAAGCCUAUAAGGAACUCUUACUCCGUCAAAGCGACAUCGAAGCUUCCCUUAAUUUAUGGCACGAGCGCUUCCUCACUUAUGAAAAAACUCAAACGCAAUCGGCGGAUCCGGUUUGGCAUAAAAUCAUUUGUGGGAUGCUUCUGCUGCGCUUUCAAUCUAUCCAGAUUUGGCUUGUAGGAAGCAUCGGACGAUCAGAGAUGAUAUACGACAAUUACCUUCCUCUAAUCAGGGACGCGAUCAGUGGAGCUCGAGACGUCCUGGACCUCAUGGAACAGUCUGGCAGAUUUGCCUUGUUCUCAUCCGAACUAGCUCUAAUACCCACGCUGUACAUCAUAGUCACCAAAUGCCGGGAUCCUGUCCUUCGACGUGCGGCCUUAGCGCUGCUACAUAGAGCACCCAUGCAAGAAGGUCUUUGGAAUAGGACCAUAGUCAUUCAAGUUUGCGAAAGAGCCAUAGAUCUCGAGGAGGGUUCUGAUGGCUUCAUACAUGACUUGCCACCCGAGAUGACUGAAAUGCUCGUACCUGAGACUAUGCGGCUGAAGUUCAUCAAGAUUGAACUUCGAACCACCAACGACGAUGACUGCAGGGGCGACUUUGUUGAGUUUAAUUCGCUGCCUUAUGGGUUUGAUGGAGAAUGGUGUAUAACCCGAGAGUUCUUUACUGUUUGA
Molecule: messenger RNA, 1329 nt
Organism: Truncatella angustata
Lineage: Eukaryota; Fungi; Ascomycota; Sordariomycetes; Amphisphaeriales; Sporocadaceae
Exons: 3
Coding region: 1-1329 (442 amino acids)
Source: RefSeq, a predicted model, not a curated record